Ananas comosus (pineapple) is the source of this 567-nucleotide messenger RNA. Its product is annotated as pathogenesis-related protein PRMS-like. Lineage: Eukaryota; Viridiplantae; Streptophyta; Magnoliopsida; Poales; Bromeliaceae. The record is from RefSeq and is a predicted model, not a curated record. Bases 1 to 567 code for a protein of 188 amino acids. The transcript has a single exon.
AUGGCUCUCUCGAUCUCUCCCUACUGCAAGCUAGUUUUAGCUAUCCUCUCCGUCUCUGCCGCCGCCACCACCUUAUGCCUUAACACGGACACCACAGACAACACCAAACCGGACAGCAUCGGCAGGGCAUCAACCACCAACGCAGAAUUCCUGUCGACCCACAACGCGGCACGGCAGCAGGUGGGGGUUCCGCCACUAACGUGGAAUGUCCGGUUGGCCAGGUACGCCAAGGCGUAUGCAGUGCAGCGGCGUGGAGAUUGCCAACUGGUGCACUCGCCCGGAUACACCUACGGAGAGAACAUCUUCUGGGGGCAAGGCCACCGGUGGACCGCGGCAGAGGCGGUGGGCGCGUGGGUGGCAGAGAAUCAAUGGUACCACUAUGACAACAAUUCCUGCUCUGGCCCCGACUGCAGCCACUACACCCAAGUUGUUUGGCGGACGACCGAGCAGCUCGGAUGCGCCAAGAUCACGUGCGCGACAGGCGACACUUUUGUUGUUUGCGAGUACUAUCCGCCGGGCAACUACAUUGGAGCUCGGCCCUACAAGAAAAAACCCGUCAACCCUUAA